Messenger RNA from Acyrthosiphon pisum (pea aphid), 1074 nucleotides. RefSeq lists its product as uncharacterized. The record is from RefSeq and is marked predicted. Lineage: Eukaryota; Metazoa; Arthropoda; Insecta; Hemiptera; Aphididae.
UUACGUCCUUCGCACUCACGAAUUGCGUUCUAUUGUUUAUUGUCAUAAAUCGCAUAGGAAUACGUAUUCCUUAUUAUUUUGUUUUCUUUUGUCAUCCACACGUCAGACCAUUCAAUCAUGUCGAAACUAACCAUCAUCUUGUCAAUGGCCGCGUUGUGCUCUCUGUCCACAGCGGCUCCAGACUUCUACAGCGACAAGGAGAACGUGCUGCAAGCCGAGGGAUUCGGAAACGAAGAAAUUAAAGAGUCCAAUUUGAUUACAAAAUGUUAUGACGAGGAAACUAAAUUAGCCUACAAGGUAGACUCCAUUUGGUAUCCAGUGGGAAGAUGUGAAAAACGUACUUGUUCGAGGCAAAAGGACUCAAAGACCCCGACAAUCAAAACUAUGGAAUGUGAACCUUGCACUUCAUGUAAAUUGCCUAAUCAUACAUGCCAACCAUUCCGUUCUGAUAAAAAUUAUCCUAAGUGUUGUUCACAGUGUUUAACAAAGUCUACUGUACUUUUGAAACCAGAAUCAAAGAAAAAAUACCAUAACAUUUAAAUAUUUUAUAAUUAUUAUUGAUUGAUGUUCUAAAACACAAAACUUAUACAUUCAAUCCUAUUAUUUAUCAUGUAUAAAAUAUAGGCACAGUAUAUUAAAAAACAUAUCAUAAAUUGAAUACAGUGUAUACACUUGAAUACAAUUUGCUGUUAUUACUUAUAACAUAGUUAAGACACAAAUAUUUUAAUUGACAAGUUAUGCUUACAUAGUUAGUUGAUAUUUUUGUAUGAAAUAUGAAAGUUAGUGUCAAUAUAAGUACAAAAAUAUUUAUUGUGAAAAGAUUAUUGUACGACAUAUAAUAAUAUACCAAAAACAAGAAUAUUUUUAAAAUUACCUAUUGAAAUAUUGAAUUUAAAUCUAUAAAAAUUGAACAAGUACUUGAAUAAUUGUUUAUUGGUAAUCGUUUUUUGUAGUCACAGAAUAAUAUAAUAUAAUAAUAAUAUUCUGUGGGAUAGGUAGUUGUAUAGAUGAAGAUAAUAUAAUUAUAAUACAUUGAAAUUUGGAGGUAUCAAAUAAACUUAAAUUUUAAAAUUA